This is a messenger RNA of Sciurus carolinensis (gray squirrel), 6671 nucleotides long. It is a transcript of the gene Nrp2, whose product is annotated as neuropilin 2. Lineage: Eukaryota; Metazoa; Chordata; Mammalia; Rodentia; Sciuridae. The transcript has 17 exons. Gene Ontology annotation, molecular function: vascular endothelial growth factor receptor activity; semaphorin receptor activity. The record is from RefSeq and is a predicted model, not a curated record. The coding region runs from base 888 to 3683 and encodes 931 amino acids. Gene Ontology annotation, biological process: vascular endothelial growth factor signaling pathway; angiogenesis; axon guidance. Gene Ontology annotation, cellular component: membrane.
CCGCGGCUCUGACAUCCACAUGCUGCUCGGCCUGAAAAGGCAGGGGGGAGCCGGAGGGGAGGCAGAGAAGGCGAGCGAGGCAGCAGCCCGCAGCCCGCCCCCAGCACAUCUACAGACGCGCAGACACUCGGCGAGGCGCUGGGCGAGGUGGAGGUGAGGGCGGGCGCGAGCGAACUCGGAGAGGGGCUCGCUCACUCCCAGGCGAUCCCCGCCGCCGCCGCCGCACCAGCAGCAGCACCAGCAGCGCUACCAGCCGCAGCCGCAGCAGCAGCAGCUUCCUUCCUCACACUCCCCUCGAGAGGCUGGCCAAGCGGGUGUAGCCGUUGGGGGAGGCUCCCGCUCGGGGAACCCGGCGAGCACAAGAGCGGGGCGGCCGCCUCCCACACGGUCGGUCCGGCCGUGGUGCCUCCACCCGCGUGUCGGUCCCGGGUGCCCGGGGAUGUGUGUCAGUUUACGCCUCUGAGAUCACACAGCUGCCUGGGGCCGUGUGAUGCCCAAGGCAAGUCUUGGCUUUGAUUUUUAUUAUCAUUAUUAUUAUUUUACGCUUGGCUUUCGGGAAAUACUCGCGAUGUUGUAGGAUAAAGGAAAUGACACUUUGAGGAACUGAAGAGAACGUAGAUGCGUUUUGUUUUUGAGAGGAAACGGGUCCCCUCUUCCCGGCUAGCUCCCUCUGUGCCGAUUUCAGAAGCUACCCUCCUCCUGGUGAGGUGGGGAUUCCAGCAAGAAUAAAGGUGAAGACGGGCCGCCAAGACCCAGGAGGGAAACGCUGACCAUUAGGAACCUUUGCAGAAGACACUGCAAGGAAGAAAAUAAAAGAAAAACACAAAGACUUAUAAUUAAACAAGAAUCUUACCAACCCAGCCCUGGAGAAAACCUCCCUCUCCAAAAUGGAUUUGUUUCCUCUCACCUGGGUUUUCUUAGCUCUCUACUUUUCAGGACACGAAGUGAGAGGCCAACCAGACCCACCCUGUGGAGGUCGUCUGAAUUCCAAAGAUGCUGGCUACAUCACCUCUCCGGGAUACCCCCAGGAUUAUCCCUCCCACCAGAACUGCGAGUGGAUUGUUUAUGCCCCAGAGCCCAACCAGAAGAUUGUCCUCAACUUCAACCCUCACUUUGAAAUCGAGAAGCAUGAUUGCAAGUAUGACUUCAUUGAGAUUCGGGAUGGGGACAGUGAGUCUGCAGACCUGCUGGGCAAGCACUGUGGGAACAUCGCCCCACCCACCAUCAUCUCCUCGGGCUCCAUGCUCUACAUCAAGUUCACCUCCGACUACGCCCGGCAGGGGGCAGGCUUCUCGCUGCGCUACGAGAUCUUCAAGACAGGCUCUGAAGACUGUUCAAAAAACUUCACCAGCCCUAAUGGGACCAUCGAAUCUCCUGGCUUUCCUGAGAAGUACCCCCACAACUUGGACUGCACCUUUACCAUCCUGGCCAAACCCAAGAUGGAGAUCAUCCUGCAGUUCCUGACCUUUGACCUGGAGCAUGACCCUUUGCAGGUGGGAGAAGGAGACUGCAAGUAUGACUGGCUGGACAUCUGGGACGGCAUUCCCCAUGUCGGCCCCCUGAUUGGCAAGUACUGUGGGACCAAAACACCCUCCGAACUCCGCUCGUCGACGGGGAUCCUCUCCCUGACCUUUCACACGGACAUGGCAGUGGCCAAGGAUGGUUUCUCCGCACGCUACUACCUGGUUCACCAGGAGCCACCAGAGAACUUUCAGUGCAAUGUCCCUCUGGGAAUGGAGUCUGGCCGGAUUGCUAAUGAACAGAUCAGUGCCUCAUCCACCUACUCCGAUGGGAGGUGGACCCCUCAACAGAGCCGGCUCCAUGGUGAUGACAAUGGCUGGACCCCCAACUUGGAUUCCAACAAGGAGUAUCUCCAGGUGGACCUACGCUUUCUAACUGUGCUCACAGCCAUUGCAACACAGGGAGCAAUUUCCAGAGAAACCCAGAAUGGCUACUACGUCAAGUCCUACAAGCUAGAGGUCAGCACUAAUGGUGAAGACUGGAUGGUAUACCGGCAUGGCAAAAACCACAAGGUGUUCCAAGCCAACAAUGAUGCAACCGAGGUGGUUUUGAACAAGCUCCACAUGCCUCUGCUAACGAGGUUCGUCAGGAUCCGUCCACAGACCUGGCACUCGGGCAUCGCGCUCAGACUGGAGCUCUUUGGCUGCCGGGUCACAGACGCCCCCUGCUCCAACAUGCUGGGGAUGCUCUCAGGCCUCAUCGCAGACUCCCAGAUCUCGGCCUCCUCCACCCGGGAGUACCUCUGGAGCCCCAGCGCUGCCCGCCUGGUCAGCAGCCGCUCGGGCUGGUUCCCUCGAAUCCCUCAGGCGCAGCCAGGUGAGGAGUGGCUUCAGGUGGACCUGGGAGCACCCAAGACAGUGAAAGGCAUCAUCAUCCAGGGAGCCCGUGGAGGAGACAGCAUCACCGCGGUGGAAGCCAGGGCAUUUGUGCGCAAGUUCAAAGUCUCCUACAGCCUAAACGGCAAGGACUGGGAAUACGUCCAGGACCCCAGAACUCAGCAGCCAAAGCUGUUUGAAGGGAACAUGCACUAUGACACCCCUGACAUCCGAAGGUUUGACCCCGUUCCGGCGCAGUAUGUGAGGGUGUACCCAGAGAGGUGGUCUCCGGCAGGCAUUGGGAUGCGGCUGGAGGUGCUGGGUUGUGACUGGACAGAUUCAAAGCCAACAGUAGAGACUCUGGGACCCACUGUGAAGAGUGAAGAGACCACCACCCCUUAUCCCAUUGAUGAGGAGGCCACAGAGUGUGGGGAGAAUUGCAGCUUUGAGGAUGACAAAGAUUUGCAGCUCCCUUCAGGAUUCAAUUGCAACUUCGAUUUCCCCGAAGAGCCCUGUGGUUGGAUGUACGACCAUGCCAAGUGGCUCAGGAGCACCUGGACCAGCAGCUCUAGCCCCAGCGACCGGACAUUUCCAGAUGACAGGAAUUUCUUGCGGCUGCAGAGUGACGGCCGGCGAGAGGGCCAGUACGGGCGGCUCAUCAGCCCGCCCGUCCACCUGCCCCGGAGCCCGGUGUGUAUGGAGUUCCAGUACCAAGCCACGGGCGGCCGCGGGGUGGCGCUGCAGGUGGUACGCGAAGCCAGCCAGGAGAGCAAGCUCCUCUGGGUCAUCCGCGAGGACCAGGGCGGCGAGUGGAAGCACGGUCGCAUCAUCUUGCCCAGCUACGACAUGGAGUUUCAGAUUGUGUUCGAGGGAGUAAUAGGGAAAGGACGUGCAGGAGAGAUCGCCAUUGAUGACAUCCGGAUAAGCACUGAUGUCCCACUGGAGAGUUGCAUGGAACCCAUCUCGGCUUUUGCAGGUGAGAAUUUUAAAGUGGACAUCCCAGAAAUACACGGGAGAGAGGGCUAUGAAGACGAAAUUGAUGAUGAGUACGAGGUGGACUGGAGCAACUCCUCCUCCCCAACCUCAGGGGCUGGGGCCUCCUCGGCUGACAAAGAAAAGAGCUGGCUCUACACCCUGGAUCCCAUUCUCAUCACCAUCAUCGCCAUGAGCUCUCUGGGCGUGCUCCUGGGGGCCACCUGCGCCGGGCUCCUGCUCUACUGCACCUGUUCCUACUCAGGCCUGAGCUCCCGCAGCUGCACGACGCUCGAGAACUACAACUUCGAGCUCUACGAUGGCCUCAAGCACAAGGUCAAGAUGAACCACCAGAGGUGCUGCUCGGAGGCGUGACAGAUUGCACCGGAAUCCCAUCCGAUGCUUCCUUCCGGUGAGAGGGGCUGGUGAAGAUGACAUUUUUUUUUCCUUUGGAAACUGAAUGCCAUAAUCUUGAUCAAACCGAUCCAGAAUACCGAAGGUAUGGACAGGACAGACGGGCGAGUCACGGGAAGGAGAGAGAUGCAGCCGCGAAGGGGAUCAUUACCCACCUAGCCCGCCGGGCGAGUCAUUGCAGGAGUGGGCCGUGUUCUCUGCCGGGACAAAGGCAGGAACUCAUCUCUUUGGGGUCACAGUUCUCUUUCGUUUGUGAGUUUGUUAUGAUGAUGAUUAUUAUUAUAUUUGAUUUCUUUGGUCUGUGAGCAACUCAAAGAGGCAGAAUGACUUCUCCAACAGAAACGUGGAGCGUGACCGUCAUUCCCCACUUUGGCUUCUAAUCAGCACUUGAAAAGCAAAGGGUCUUUCCAGCCUUCCCAUCUUGAGAAUAAAACUCAAACAAAAUAAAAAGCGCCGUCCAGCUUAUCCCAUCCUCUCUGGUCUUACGACCUAAGGGAUUUGCUGUGGUGUAGGUUCGCCAGCCAACCCUACAAGCUGCCGUUUCCAGUCCUAGCAUUUAGUAGGAUGUUGUUGCCUUUAACUUUUUUUAUCCAGGGGAAAAUUGCCAUUUUAGGGUCAGCUUGAACAGCUCUUUCUUAUCUACGAAUUAAAACAAACCAGAAAGGAAACUUCACACGUCAAAAUCCACAGACGCACCUCCACAUGCAAAGCGGACGAGCCUUAAAGUGCUUUGUGAAUAGGAGCCAUUGGAUAAAUCGAGACCCAGAGUUGGUGGCUGGGAGGCUUCCCUGGUGGGGCCUCAGCUGGUGGUUUUGCCUUUUCUUUUCCCUCCUCCUUGUUCUUCUAACUCAUAUACAUGUUCUCGUAUGUGUGCAUCACACACGUGUACACACACAUGCACACAGAGUUUUGAGAUCUCUCAGUGCCAAGAAUAGCUCUCAGAGGCCAGGUAAGAAAAGACAAGCUCUUGGCAUGUGUUCUCCAUGGGUGAGAGAUAACUGCCGAGUGCUAGCUAGAAAGCAGGAGAGAUGCCAGCCUCCAUGGUCAUGUGAUGGCAAAACUGAGCAGUGACGAUGGAGGCACUUUGAUGGCUCAGUCUCUUUGAUAGGCUGGUAAACACUGAUUUCUCUUUUGGGUCACACUUCAGCCUUCUAGGAUUCAGAGCGUGGAUGUGCAUGAGCAGUCCGCAAGCACGUGGACUAACAGCUAACCACACUGCCCCGGAGAGUCUUAUUUAUACACGUGUGUACACGUGCACACACACACACACACACACACAACCAAUUUAUGUAUUUUUUAUUAAGUGCCUUGAAAAAAAUUCUAGAAAAAAGCAUUUUCCCUCUAUGUAGAAUCAUGCAUAUCUUUCAAGUUAAGGCAUUCCUCCCUCCCUAAACCCAACGGCUCCAUUCCCAGUUCCCCCAACUCACCACUGAUCCUGCUAAUGGAAUGAGCCCUGCUAUCGGAGGAGAAGUCAUAUCCCUAGACAACUUCAACUACUCUAGAAAGGGAGGUGUCAGGAAUAGAGUGAAACUGUGUGAAGGAUAGGAUUGUCCACAUCGAGAUCCAAAUCUUGGUUUUGUAUUAAUGCCUAAGAAUUGCCUGAGUGCUGGAAAUGUGUUUAGAACCCAAUCAGCAUUCCCAGCCUAUCACCUAUCAAUGGUAAACUGAAUUCACAGACCAUCUUUGCUGCUAUGGUCACUCACGAUUUUGUCUGUCUCAUACCCAGGUGAAAGAGGAAGGGUGGAUGGGACUGGAUGUUUCCUUUACAUGUUAACUCGUGAAAAUGCUAGUUCGGAUCGUAAUGUCACAGUGUCUCGUACGCAGAGAGGGAGAGUUCAUACGGACCGCUAUUUAUUCGAGUGUGUGUGUCUUUGCGCGCCUUUGAGUUCUCUGUAUCUACUGUGUAUGUGAAUGGUCAUGUGGGACACAGUGGUGGUGUUGUGACUUUGACCUAGGGUCCCCCAGUGUAACUGCUGAUCUCGGCACUCGUUGGCACAGUGAUAGUUAGAGGUGAAAAGCUGUCAAGCCCCAAGGGCUUAGUGUUAAGUGCCCCCUGAGUCAGGCAUGCAGUAGAAACAAGUUUUUCAUUGGUUCACCCUCCUCUUCACCCUCUCAUGCAGCUCAGUGUUCAGAAAGCUGGGGAGUCCUAGUGAUUUCCAGAAGCAGCCCACAGAAGAAGAAAAGUUCAAAGCCCUCACUGGGAGUCCUGGCCCUCUCCAGCCCAGUGGGCCAUUUUAUUAUAAUUUCCCAAAGACCAGCCCUGUCUCAGGACUGUGAUUCACCUGUAAGUUGUGUACAAUUCAACGUGCAUCUCUCUGAAAGUCCCACAUCCAUAUUCACCACUGGUUGAUUUGAGGCUCUAACUGGGCCCUGUGUGCUGAAGAGAAGAAGGUCCCCAGGGCUACAUGUAGAUACCUCACCAAGGCUGGAGGCUGGUCUGUCAUAAGACACAAAGGAAGACAGCUGGGUGUGAUUCUAACUUGGCCAUGGGACACCUUGGUGCAUUUGUUUUCUUUAUCUGCAGGUAGGCUAGCUGACCCAUUUCCUUGAACUGUUCCCUUUGGGAAGCCCAGCUCACAGUAUUGAUGUCCUUUCUGCCUUGUACUGAAUGACAUAUUACCUCCACGCUCUCCUGGACUAGGCGGUCAACAGGGCCACAGGGUUGCUUUCUCUCUUGGGUGGGUUUGGGGAGUUGACAGGAAUGAGGGUCCACGGAAUGAGCAUGAAUGACAAGAAAACAAGGGGAAAAGUUAAACUGUCAUACAGAAGGUUGACUUUUCCUGGAUUGCAGUUAAAGGUAUUCGACCAUUUGCUGGCUGAGCCAGAUCACGGGAACUUGAGAGCUUUUACUGUGAUUCUUCAAUGUAAAAAAUAAACAACAAUGUCAAACUGUGUUUAUAUGAUUUGUAUAAAGCCUUUUUAAGAUUACUAUUUAAAUAAACAUUAUAC